This is a messenger RNA of Rubroshorea leprosula, 1259 nucleotides long. The record is from the annotation of a GenBank genome assembly. Lineage: Eukaryota; Viridiplantae; Streptophyta; Magnoliopsida; Malvales; Dipterocarpaceae.
AGGAGGAAAUAAAAGUGAUAAUGGCUGCGUUAAACCCUCUCAAAACCUCACUAAACUCCCUCAAAUGUCAGACACCCAAUCCCUCAUCCUCAUCAAUCCCCUCACCAAACGCAAUUUCAUCAAGUAUCCGAAAAUAUCUCAAUCGGUGGUGUCCGGACAAAGCCACCACCAAAGCCAACAAGGAGCAUCUCUGCAUACUUUGUGCAGCAGUGGUCGGAAAGAAGUCCUCGACGCCAUCAAAGGCUCACUUCACAAUUGUCUGUCGGAGAAAAAUCUUCACUUAACGGUUCCUGGAAUGAAAUCCAAAAUCAGAGGCAAGGUUCGAGAAAUUUAUGAUGGUGGGGAUUAUCUGGUUUUGGUCACCACUUGUCGGCAGAGUGCAUUUGAUAGGAUUCUUACUUGCUUCUAUUUCAUUCAAAGGCCAGGUUCUUAACGAGACCAGUUUGUGGUGGUUCGAGAGAACACAGCGUAUAACUCCAAAUGUACUUGUGUCAGCACCGGAUAAAAAUGUUACAAUUAUGAAGAAGUGCUCUAUCUUUCCCGUUGAAUUUGUUGGCUUGGUAAAAAAUCAAAAGCUACCAGCAAAUAUAUACUCACACCAACAACUAAGGCUGAUGAUCAUGAUGUUCCUGUAACUCCAGAUGAGAUAAUUGAAUGUGGACUGAUGACCUGAGUUGAAUUUGAUGAAGCAAGAGAAAAAACUCAUGUGGUUUUGGAACAUGGCUUGAUUUUAGUAUAUACAAAAUAUGAAUUUGGAAAGGGCAGCAAUGGUUUUAUUCUAUUGAUUGACGAGGUUAGUUUCCAUAUUCAAAAGGAUCCAUUACAAUCUCUGUGCCCUGCUCCUGAGGGUGGCCCCUUCAUGCUCGUGUUUUGCGUCUGCUCACACAGAUGCUUGAAAGAAUGUAAGCUGACUGGCAGUACAAUGAUGAAUGUUUUGUUUUGUCUUAUGUCAUAAUUCAAGGUGCAUACCCCUGACUCAAGCAGAUAUUGAAUUUCUAAUUCUUAUGAGGAGGGCUUUCAGAAUGGUCUUGAACCUGAAAAUGUUGAUAACGUGCAGUGCAUGAUGUUUUCAACUAUUGCAGACAAUGAUUUUAUUCCUUACCGGUUAUUUGUGGAGCUAAUAUCCUUGCCUCUAAUAAUUUAUAGGAGUUCUUGAGGUUAUGGUUCAAAGAGAUCUGCAAUCUUAUGAAGAUGACGUCCUUCCUGAUGCUCCCACCAAACUUGUUUGUGAGCUAGCUUGGCGGUAUGUUUUCUAUAUC